Cataglyphis hispanica is the source of this 4407-nucleotide messenger RNA. RefSeq names its product monocarboxylate transporter 5-like. Gene Ontology annotation, biological process: transmembrane transport; monocarboxylic acid transport. The record is from RefSeq and is a predicted model, not a curated record. The coding region runs from base 606 to 2474 and encodes 622 amino acids. NCBI's taxonomy places the organism in Eukaryota, Metazoa, Arthropoda, Insecta, Hymenoptera, Formicidae. Gene Ontology annotation, molecular function: monocarboxylic acid transmembrane transporter activity. The transcript is spliced from 5 exons.
UAGCAGGUACCGCGUAGCGCGAUGGUGGGAGCCGAGCAAGCGGUGGUUGUGCGUGCAGCGGAAGAAAUCUCCCACCCUCUCGGUGAUCGCGCGCUGGAUCACGCUACUCGACCUGUCUCCACCUUGUACUCUCUCCGCGGUAUACCGGGAGCACCUCUGUGUGGUAGUUGAGUUAAAAGUCGGCAUUGCCAGCCAACCAACCAGCCAGCUAGUCAGUCAGCUAGCUAGCCAGCCAGUCCACCAAGCAGUCAACUCGAAGAAAACAAUUCUUACGUACGCACCGUACGUGGUGCACACACCGGUCUUAUAAUGGCGAGGCGCGGUGACCGUUUUGGUACGAUAAAACUCGAGGGCAGCCUUCGGGUGUUCUUGCGCCGGUUCGAGAAGAGCUGAGGAAAAAAGAAGAGGGAGAGGAACGGGUUCUCCAGUGCCAGUGUGCAGUCUAGUCGAAGACACAGGAUGAUAGCGAACGUCCGGUGAGCAUCCUGCUUCCCGUUGCCCUCCUGCCAAAGAAAGAAACAGAGAAAGAGAAAACGAACACCUUCGCGGGUGAUUGAGCUUACCGCCACCUUCCUCCUUCCUGCACCACCGCGCGACAAGAAGAGAUGCCGAAACGAGAGGAAAUGUCUACCAGUCGAGAAUUGCAGGGAACUUACACGCAGCCUCAUUGCAUCACGGUAGAAAAAAGCAUGUCGACAAGAAAAAAGGCGAGAAAAACGAAAAUGAUCCCGCCGGACGGUGGAUGGGGUUGGGUGGUGCUGUUUUCCGCCCUCCUCGUCAACUUCCUUAUCCCGGGUACCGUCAAAUCUUUCGGCGUGCUCUUUGUCGAGUUUCUACAUGUCUUCAAAGCAUCCUCCACGGCGGCCUCCUGGAUGCCGGCGUUAUGUUACUUUCUGUACAGUUCGUUAGGCCCUUUAUCUAGUAUUUUGUCGACCAAGUAUUCUUAUAGAACUGUGACUCUCAUCGGGGGCACCUUCGCGGCCAGCGGGAUGAUGCUGAGCUACUUUGCCAAUUCGGUUACUUAUCUUUACGUCAGUUAUGGACUUAUGGUCGGGAUCGGUGCUGGAUUAUCAUUUCCACCGACGGUUUAUAUCGUCACGCAGUACUUCGAGAGACUACGAGGUUUAGCGAACGGUUUAUGCAUUUCCGGCAGCGCGAUUGGCACUAUAGUACUACCGCCGUUACUGCAAUAUCUGCUGGACUGCUUCGGAUACAGAGGAGCGGUACUCAUUAUGGGCGGAAUAACGUUGAACACGCUAGUCUGCGGCUUGCUUUACCAUCCAGUUGAACAGCAUAUGAAAAUCAUAUAUCUAGACGAAGGCAUUGAUAAUGAAGCACUGACUCUCGAUGAAUCUAUCGAUGGAAAACAAAUGCUGGCUGAAAAAACAAGAAAUGAUUUAAAAUAUGAUUCGAAUCUUCAAAUUGCUUACAAUAAUGAGAAGCUCUCGGAUCUUUCGCAUAAUGUGGUGCUGGAGUCACCUAAUGAAAAAGCGUCGUAUGAUUCUGAGAAGAACGAUCGGAGAACCAACACAAUUCUUAGAUUACGAUCCGAUGUCUCUAAUGAGGAUAUGAUUUCUCGAACGCGGAAUGAGAUUUCGCAAGAGAAUAUUGCGAACGAAAUUUGCUUGACAACCUGUCCGAGUCUCACGAAGAAAGAUAAGGACGGUUUGGAUGAUACGCAGAAUUUACCGCGACGAGACAGCGCUAUUGUCGAAGACUGCAAACUGCAAUUCGAUUCUUCGAAAAUCACGGACAAUUCUAAGGAUAAUGAUAAUAAGAAAUGUGCGGAAGAAUCUAAACAGGAUGAUGCGCACUCAAAAUCCGCGAAAACAUCGAUGGAGAAGCUCGAUAAGUCCGAGAAGAUGCGUUUUUUCGACCUAAGCGUGCUGAAGGAUCCUAUUUAUUUGGUGAUUCUAAUCUCCAACACCACAUCGGCCAUUAGUAAUACAAAUUUUAUGAUAUUGUUGCCGUCUUAUGCGAUCGCCGAAGGUUUCGACAAGCAUUCAUCGGCUCUGCUCCUGUCGAUAGUUUCGGCGUUGGAUCUAGUUGGCAGGAUCAGCGGUGCGUCUCUGUCCGACAUCGACUUUGUCCCGAAAUAUUAUUACUUCGUGGGCGGACUUGGCACCAGCGGUAUCGCCCUAGCGUUGCUACCUAUGGCGACGAGUUAUGGCAUGCUAUCCUUCUUCUGCGGUCUCUUCGGCCUAUCUUCGGGCAUGUAUAUCGGUAUCACGACGGUAAUUCUGGCGGAUAUGUUGGGAACCGAGAAGCUCAGCUCGUCUUAUGGAAUAUCGUUGUUCGUUAAUGGUGUUCUGCAACUCGUCGGGCCGCCCGUUUGCGGAGUUAUCUUCGAGAAUGUGCUCUCGUAUAAACCCAUCUUUCUAGCCUUCGGAAUCAUCUUGAUUCUGGGCACCGCGCUCUGGGCAGCGGUACCGAUCAUUAAGAGAAAUAGUAAAAAGGAUCUAGAAGCAAUGUAAAGUUUUACCGAUGUUUCGAUCAAGGUCUUGAUGAGUCGAAAUAAGCGAACGUAUCAUAAAAAACUUUUUUCGACUACAAUCACACGAGAAUCUUUUUAGAAUUUAAUAGUCUGAAAGAAAUUCUUAGAUACAUGAAACAACGAAUGUUUGAAUUCGUUGCAUCUAGCAAAUUUGAUAUAUAUAUUUCUUGCAAUAUAUAUUCUAUGAGGAGAAUCUUUGGAAAAAUUCUCAUAUGACGUAUUAAGUUUGAUAUUGAUGAAUCUCCCCUUUCAUGUGUAUAUAAUUAUUUGCACAAUAGAUAUUUAUCACCACAAAUAUAGUGCGAUUCAUGCCAUUAUUACUUAAGAUUAUUUGAUGAAAACUAAUGUAAUGAAGGCUUGCAUAAACUGAAUAACUACAAACUGCUAAAAAUUGUGCAGACACAAUUUUUAUAUUCUAUUCAAUUAUAUGUUGCUCGAAAUAAAAUAAAUUUUAUCUCUAAAAGAAUGAUAUAUUUUUAUAUUAAAUAUUAUUCUAUUUUUCCAAAAAAUCGCGAUUAUUAAAUUGGCAUGAUAUAUAAAAUUACAAUAUGUAGAGAUGCUCUAAAAUCUUUUAGAGUAUACAUGUAUCUCUUCUUUUCACAUCUUCUGGUUUCUACAAGCCUCUUCUACAUAUACAUCAAGCAAUUGUUGUUUGACCAUUUAUAGCCUUACAUAAGUUUAGUAUUGUUGAAAGUAAUGUACUGCCAGUAACAAAAUAAUAUCAUUAACUGAAUUAUCUAUAAAUUUAUUUUAGAAUGAAGAGAUACGAAACAUAUCAGGAGUUGGCGUAGAUAGAAACAUAUGUAUAUAUGUUGUAAGAGUUCUUCGUUAGACAACUUCGUGCCAAAGCGAUCAGGAAAGUUUCUAGUAGUUUAAACCGCGAUAACAUUUAGUCAGACAACUGUCAAUUAUAAAUCAUAUGAAUAUUCGAUUAUACUAAACGUUGAAUAGUUAAGAUAUAUACCUAACAAUAUAAUACAACCAUAACUAAUGUAGUUAUAGACUAUGUGGGGCCAUAACAUAACUUAUAUAUGGUUUAAUACCUAAAUAGAUAGACUGAAAUACUUUCUCUUCUUUUUUCUUCACAAAGAUCUUAUCUGUGGCAAAGACUUCAUUAAUUGGACUUUAAAAGCUUUAAAUAUAACUUGAAAUCUGUGAAACAUUUUUCAUUCUAUGAUUUCUAGACAUCCUUUACUUAAUAUAAUAUCCAGAUCCAUUCUGCAUCUAACAAAUAUUUUUUCAUAUUACAAUCCAUCAGUGUUCCUGAAAUGACAAGGAAUUGAAAAUUUCAGCAAAAAAAUGCUGAAUGUAUAGUGUAACGUAACUUCUAUUACAAUAGUGACUAGUAUAGAAAAAUAGUAUAAAGAAUGCUAACUUUUGACAGGAAUAAAUUUUUUUUUAAUAUUCUUUUUUUUCUUAACGACAAAACACAUUUACUUUGCAAAUAUAUCUAUCACUUGUGUAUUUCAAUCAGCGAUGAUGAUUUUUAUUCGCGUAUAUAGAUUAACGUUAAUGUAGAUUAAUUGAAAAGUAUUGAGGCAAAAAUAAUAGUUAAAAAUAAAAAAGCCUGUAAUUAUUUCUAUAAAAGAUGUCAAUGCAAGAGAGACAAGAAAAUAUGUUAAAUGAGAUAAAGAAAAAAAUAACAAAGAGAAAGAGAAAGAAGAGAAUUUAAUAAGUAAUAAAUACCUUUUCUUUCUAAUUUAGUUUUAUUGUAAUCCACUUAGUUUUAAGACUUUUCUGACACAAGUUUUGCGUAUAUCGAAUGCGAAUAUAGCGACUCGAAGAAAACUAAGAAUGAGAACAAUGGAAUGAAAUAUUUCUUAUAAAUAAUCUUCUUCAAAAUUUCGGCAAUGCUGAGAUUAAUUAUGUAGAACUGUAAAGCCAUGUAUGCAAAAUAUAUUUCUGUACAUGUA